ACUCCUGACCCGCCUCGGCCUCCCAGAGUGCUAGGAUUACAGGCGUGAGCCACCGCGCCCAGCUUCAAAUACUUUUCAACUGCACUUCGAGUUCCAGGAAAACAGUGAGAGUCGGCCGUCGCUUCCCAGGGCUUAGGAGAAAGCCAGUCCCAACCCGAAUCGAUCCCGACCGCUUCCCGAAGGAAGGGCGGGUCGGUCCCUAUGACCUGCCGGGAGGGCGGCUCGGCCGGGCCGUGACCGUCCCGCCUAUGCACUCCACCACCCCCCUCGGCUCGCUCUUCUCCUUCACCAGCCCCGCGGUGAAGCGGCUGCUCGGCUGGAAACAGGGAGAUGAGGAGGAAAAGUGGGCGGAGAAGGCGGUGGACUCCCUGGUGAAGAAGCUGAAGAAGAAGAAGGGCGCCAUGGACGAGCUGGAGAGGGCGCUCAGCUGCCCGGGGCAGCCCAGCAAGUGCGUCACCAUCCCGCGCUCCCUGGACGGGCGGCUGCAGGUGUCGCACCGCAAGGGGCUGCCGCACGUCAUCUACUGCCGCGUGUGGCGGUGGCCGGAUCUGCAGUCCCACCACGAGUUGAAGCCGCUCGAGUGCUGCGAGUUCCCCUUCGGCUCCAAGCAGAAGGAGGUGUGCAUCAACCCGUACCACUACCGCCGCGUGGAGACGCCAGUGCUGCCUCCUGUGCUCGUGCCAAGACACAGCGAAUAUAACCCCCAGCUCAGCCUCCUGGCCAAGUUCCGCAGCGCCUCCCUGCACAGCGAGCCACUCAUGCCACACAAUGCCACCUAUCCCGACUCCUUCCAGCAGCCCCCGUGCUCUGCGCUCCCUCCCUCGCCCAGCCACGCCUUCUCGCAGUCCCCGUGCACGGCCAGCUACACCCACUCCCCGGGAAGUCCUUUGGAGCCAGAGAGUCCGUAUCAACACUCAGCUGACACACCACCCCUGCCUUAUCAUGCCCCAGAAGCCCCAGGGACCCAGAAUGGCCGACCUGUAGAUGCCACAACUGAUAGACAUUUAGUGCUAUCGGUACCAAAUGGAGACUUCCGGCCGGUUUGUUACGAGGAGCCCCAGCACUGGUGCUCGGUCGCCUACUAUGAACUGAACAACCGCGUUGGGGAGACGUUCCAGGCCUCCUCGCGAAGUGUGCUCAUAGAUGGGUUCACUGACCCUUCCAAUAACAGGAACAGAUUCUGUCUUGGACUUCUUUCGAAUGUGAACAGAAACUCCACGAUAGAAAAUACCAGGAGACACAUAGGAAAGGGUGUGCACUUGUACUACGUCGGGGGAGAGGUGUAUGCCGAGUGCGUGAGUGACAGCAGCAUCUUUGUGCAGAGCCGGAAUUGCAACUACCAGCACGGCUUCCACCCGGCCACCGUCUGCAAGAUCCCCAGCGGGUGCAGCCUCAAGGUCUUCAACAACCAGCUCUUCGCUCAGCUGCUGGCGCAGUCGGUGCACCACGGCUUCGAAGUCGUUUAUGAGUUAACCAAGAUGUGCACUAUCCGGAUGAGUUUUGUGAAGGGUUGGGGAGCUGAGUAUCAUCGGCAGGAUGUCACAAGCACCCCCUGCUGGAUUGAAAUUCACCUUCACGGACCGCUGCAGUGGUUGGACAAGGUUCUCACUCAGAUGGGCUCUCCUCAUAACCCGAUUUCUUCAGUAUCUUAACAGUCAUGUCUUAAGCGACAUUUCUAUAGAGUAGAUGCUAUUGCAAGCAGUGGCUUCUAUCAUUUCAAAUUCACGACUAAUUUCUAAAGACAUGUGUAAAUACAUAUAAUGUAUACUAUUCAUAUUUUUUUAUCACCAUUUGUUUUGUGCUUUCUAGUUAACCUGGUGCCACUACAGUGCGAUUAGAAAGGCAGGUUUUUCGUGCCUGUGCUAUAAUAAACAGCAACUUCUUUUGCAGGAGGAAACAAAUGAAAGGCAACAGUGUCAACAGUAUUUGAAGGGUGCUGGCAGAGUAAAAGGCAGCUGUAGUCAACAUCAUUCUAAAGCAUGCUGUGUGGCCUCACAGAAACAGUGAAACUGUUUAUAUAGCAAAAUCAGGUAUUAGCAGCACUAGAGCAAAUAACACUCUCAGAUAAAGCAAACUCAUAUACUUUAAAUGAUCUCAUGUUUAGUGCUAUUGACAAGAAAGAAAAAAGAAACAAGCUUGUACAGUGAAUUGAGAUAAGCCACAGAAACUUUAUUUCUGAAACUGACAUACCUAUAGCUGUGCUGAUAUUAACGGUACAUUUUAAAUAAAUUUAAACUGUGAU
Messenger RNA from Lemur catta (Ring-tailed lemur), 2242 nucleotides. It is a transcript of the gene SMAD9, whose product is annotated as SMAD family member 9. Gene Ontology annotation, biological process: SMAD protein signal transduction; regulation of transcription by RNA polymerase II; cell differentiation. NCBI's taxonomy places the organism in Eukaryota, Metazoa, Chordata, Mammalia, Primates, Lemuridae. The coding region runs from base 249 to 1652 and encodes 467 amino acids. Gene Ontology annotation, molecular function: RNA polymerase II cis-regulatory region sequence-specific DNA binding; I-SMAD binding; DNA-binding transcription factor activity, RNA polymerase II-specific. Gene Ontology annotation, cellular component: heteromeric SMAD protein complex. The record is from RefSeq and is a predicted model, not a curated record. The transcript has 7 exons.